CUGAGCUGACACACACAGAAGAGGAGAGGAACAAGAAGAAAGAGCAGUGGCAGUGUAGAAAAUUUUUGAUCCGAAAAAUAUAGGGAAACGAAAUACUUAAAAAUUGUGCAAAUUGUGUGCGCCCGCGGUCUCAAAGUCGGUGGCCCCCGCGAGUACCCGUUGCGGCCCGGUAAGCGAGCCCGGAAGAGGCCCCGCGGACGGCGCAAAACGUGGCCCUUUGGUACUGCGUGACUCUGGAACAAAAAAAAAGUCGAACGACGUCGCGGAGUGAAAAAAAAAAAAAAUACGAGUCGAGUCGUGGAAAAGUUUAGCGCUGAAAAGAGUGCGGUCAGCAGGUUCUUCAGGUUGUGUGCGGGGAAUCGGAAUUGAUCCGUUGCCGUCGAAGGUUCGGACUACACCACUCGGAACGGUUCCCGGAAAGUUUAGUGGGUCCAGAUUCCGGAGUAAGCUCGGCGACGUAGACGUGGAAUCCAGGUCAAUCCAGCUCGCACGCUCUGGAAUAACCGAACAAAAACAAAUAAAGGAAACAAGUGAGGACGACGGAAUCGACGGCAGCAGCAGCAACAGCAGGGGGCAAUAGUGCAGUCACCCACUCCCUCCUUUGAGGCCAGCAGCAGCAUCCACCGUUAGCGAAACAACACGAGAUUGUUUAAUGUAAUAGUAGAAUCGCAAACAACACAACAACAGCAACGAUAUCAAGAAGCAAGGAAAACACACAAGAAUAACAGUAACUACUACAAGAGAGCAGAGAACCAAAACAAGCAAAAGUGCACACGCCACACAGAGAUACAUGUGGAGAGAAAAAGAGCAACAAGAAAAAAACGAGAGAGAAAAGUGCAUCACUUUGCAUACCGUCGUCGUCGUUGUGCGAUACUGAAACGAAAAAGAGUUAAAACACGCGCACAUGCAACCAACAUGCACUGAGAGAGAGUGGUGCAUCGGAAGAGCAGCAGCAGUGUUUAGUGUUUUGUGUGUGUGAUGGAUCGUUUGUGUCUAGAUUGAGCGCAGAAAGAGCAAAACAAGACGAAAAAAAAAUACAACACACGAGAAAAAAAAAAAAACAGAAGAGAAAACCUCCCAGCUUCUGCUUCUGUGUGUCAUAACAAAGAACGAGUGUAGUGCAGUGAGAAAAGAAGAAAAAAAAAAAGAUAUCCACGCUCGGAUUUUGAGCGAUACACACAGAUUGUCAGGCAAUAGCAGUGAUAGUGCGCGGCGCGCAGAAUAAAGAUAACCGAUAGUGUGAAAAGGGAAGUGUGUGCGGAGAAGCAAAAUGCAAACGGCAGCAACAUCUACUAAAGUGUGAAAGCAAAAUAAAAAAUACUUGCAUGUGAAUUUCCGAUGAUGAAUUAAUGGUUUGGUGGCUGUUACCGGAAGGAUAACAAAACACAGUCGAAGAAGUUGGUUCCCGAGCUGUUGAGAACAAUAGUCGAGCGUCAGUUUGAUCCAGAGGAAGAAGAUCUAGGAAAAACACGGACCGACCGAGAAGAAUAAACAAAUACACAGCGCACCCGAAGUUGGACAUCAAAGGAAGGAAGGCCGGCGGCGUACGUUCGGUGAAUGAGCAAAACGAGAGUGAAAAAAAGUUGAGAUAGGGCAAGAGAACAACACAGACAUAGACACACAAACACUAUAUACAAGCAAGUAAAAAAUGAGUAUUGAGCCAACCAACGAAACCAAAACAGCAGCAGCAGCAGUAGAAACAGCAUCAUCGUCUAGCGGUACUGGUGCCGUUGGUGGUGGCGGAGGUGCGGAAGAAGAGGAAGAGUUGACACUGGUCGAAAUUUCACCUUCGUCGUCGUCGUCAUCGCCCACGACCGUUUCUUCGCUAUCGCCAUCGUCCCGAACUGUCACGAUCAGCAGCAGCACCGGUGCCGGCGACGAUGAUGCCAUCGAAGUGCAUCCGGAAGCAGCAGCGGCGUUGGCAGCGACCCGACCGGUGACGACUUUAAGUGGCACCGCCGUUGAUUCGUCGUCUGAAUCGAGCACAAUCGAGUUAGUCGAGGAACAACCUGCUAAGGAGCAACAGGAGCAGCACCGGCCACAACCCUUACUAGCACCGGUGGCGGCAGACGUGCAAGACGUUGCACCUGGCGACCGUUCCCCGCACGAGUCCCGGACCAUUCUACCGAUUCAGUCAUCGUCCUCGCUGUCCACUCCGUCCUCUUCGGAAGAGUACUUCGAUGAGUCUCUGACCACCGUUAGCAGCAGCACCGAAGGUGCCUUGAACGUUUCUUCUAGCAAUAACCAAUUGAACAACAACAACAAUAGCACAGCAAUAAUAGAACUCCAGUCGGUGGUGGUGACCUCAGAGGCAACAGCAGCAGCUGCUACACCGGAGCAGAGUGCCGACCAGGGCAACACUCGUGAAAAACCAGCAGACAAUAGCCAACCGCAGCAAACGAAGGAAGCACCAAUAGAAAUAGUACAAAUUUUUCCCUCCACCAAGGCUGCCGACGUGUCCUCGUCCUCGACCUCCACGUCCGGUGCAUCGUCGUCCUCUUCAAGCGGCGCAUCUUCCGAGUCCUCGAGCUCGUCAUCGCCUUCCGUUUCACCGCUGGCAGUGGACCAACAGCAGCAAAUUCAGCAACCAUCGUCACCGCCUUCAACCUCCGCGCUGGUUCAGGGUGAUACUGCGGAAGUUGUGAGCAAAAUGGGGGUCAGUGAUGGUGACGACCAAGUGCCAGAGCUGCUGCCGGUGGCGGUCGAGGAAGUAUCGUCCCCCCGUUAUCAGCCGCAGCAAUUGCCCAUCCUUCCGUACCGUGGGUCAGCGUCGUCUCCGCAGCUUAAGCAGAGCAGCUUGAAAAAGUACAAAAGCAACAGCAAGAAAAUGAACAACGACGCGGAGUGCGAAGAGAGCAGUGCGCCACAGCGGCGCGUUUCGUUCCCACAGGAUGCGCAGCUCAUUACCGGCUACCUGGAGCCGAUCGAUCCGUGGGCGUGUGUGGCUAUCAUUAGUGCGCCCGAACUCACCGACCUGUACAGCAAGUCCUGCGCCAAGCACUCUACCGAACCUCUGCCUGUGAUCUUGGAACACAUAAAAUCGCUGCACCUCACGAUGAAUCAACGGGUGCCGCUGCUUUCGCUCAGGGACCAGAAUCUCAACCAUGGCUCCUGCGAAGCGCUCGAGGAAGUGCUCAAGCGGGUUCAGUACAAGAGUAUCAACCUGUCGCACGCCGGCCUGGACGACGUAAGCGCCAGCGUCCUGUUCGACAUGAUAGAGUAUUACGAGGCCACCAACGAGCUGGACUUUUCGGAUAACCUGUUGAUGACGAACAAGAGCUGGCUCGCGUGCAUCAACAUGAUCAAGAAGAGCCAGGCGCUGAACGUGUUGAUCACGCGGGGGCCAGCCCUCUCCGAGCACAACGCGAUGAAUCUGGCGAAAGCGUUGAACACCUCUUCGCUGCACACGCUUAAGCUGGAUCACUGCGAGCUGACGCAACGACCGCUGGCGACGUUGUGCAAUCUGCUGAAACGGAACACCUCGUUGAAGGAGCUGUCGCUGGCGCACAACCAGCUGACCUACGAGGACGCGAAAAGCAUAGGCGGUCUGUUGCGAUCCAACUACCACAUCCAACUGCUGGAUAUUUCGAACAACAAUAUUGGGGAUAAAGGCGUUGAGUUCAUCGUGUCCGCUCUGAUCGAUCAGUCCAUCUACUUCAAAACGAUGCAGGAAACUAAGCGCCGCGCCGAGUUUAGCUUUUCCGACCUGUCCAGCAGCCUCCAGAGCAUCAACAGCAACAAGAACUACUUUCCCUAUCCGUACCAACAACAGCAGCAGCAGCAACACCAACUAAGCAGCCGAAGUCAACAUCUACCACCCCAAAAGCACCCAAAGCAAACGCGAUCGCGAGCUGCCUCAACGAAAAAGGCAGCCGCCGCCGCCGCCCACAAGGAAGAAUUGCAGCAGCAGCUAGCGUCACCGUUGCUCGAGCCGGUCGUCCCGCUGACUCCCCCACCUACGCCGGCCCUACCCACCGUGAGCUCACCCAGUGCGUCCCCAGACGACGUCUUCUUGGCGGUGAACACGGUAAAGCAGCUGGAGUCGCCGGCGGGAUCGCUUCCUCCCCAGGCCGCUGAGCUUCUCACAGUCGUCGACGAUGCAAACAGUACAAAUAACGAUAGUGGUAUUAACAGCAGUGUUUCCAGCGAUGUAGACCAGACAAACAGUGAGAAUAGCUGCAGUAACAAGUGCGAGGAGGUUGUUGAAGUGGUGGUGUCUGAGGAAGCAAAGGCGCCUGAAGAAAAGAAGGAAGCAAAGACGGUGGAGACUGUUGUGGAAAGCGGAAACGAACGUGGGAAUGUGCACGACGGUGGUGGAGGUGUGGACAAGCAGACGAUAGAGUUGACAUUUGAUCUGGAGCAGCACAGCGACGACGUUGAUGAGCAGCACGUGAAGGGGCCAAAGAAGGCGCGGCUAGCGAAACAGGACAGCGUUUUGAGUGAGUUCGAGUCCAGCAUGCCCGAGCUCAAGAAAGAGCCACAACAGGUGAAAGUGGAUGUGAAGGUGGCUUCUGUUGUGGCCAAGAGUGAGGAACAUCCGAUGGAGGAGGAAACGCCGGAGAUUUGUGCGGACUAUGACGACGACACGAGUCUCAAAAUAGUUGAGGAGAAUCUGCUAGUUGAUAGGAGUAUCAACGCGACCAGUGUAGCAAAAGAGGAAGCAUCCACUGAUGACAGUGCACCCGUAACGCCGUUGGCCACGUUCAAGAAGGAUGAGCUGCAGCUACGUUUGGAAAAAUCCAAACAAAAGGAAGAGCAAGAACUUGCGGAGGCAGCGGGACUGUUGAACAGCUCCGAGGACAAUAACAAGCUAGAGGACGUUACGUCAACCAGCGCACCAGAAAUAAAGACAACGGCGACGAUGCCGCUGAAGAUCGUCGAAGUGGAAAUCAAGGAUAAGCAGCAACCGCUGUCACGUUCGCUGGACAGCACGGCAUCGGGUGAGUUUGAGAAUCCCUUUCUGUCCACGAACCAGACGUCGGUUUUCCCAAGUGAGCGUUCGUUCAGUUCGGAAAGUCUCAACAGCGAAACAUCGGUAGAUUCAAACGAUUCCAAGAGCAGCUUGAAAAUUAUCCAAUCAAAGUUUGCUGCUCGAAACGGAACUCUCGAGCGACAGCAGUCAAUCGCGAACCGUGAAGCACUACACGCGGAACAAUUUCCUCCGACGGUGCCCUGUGGGCUGCAAGUGCUGGUCCUGUGGAACAAUGAAAUCACGCGCCAUUCGGCGAACACGUUUGCCGACCUGAUCGAGAACACUUCCACGCUGGAAAUCCUCAACGUGGGCUGCAAUCUACUGUGCAAUGAGUUUGUCGGAAGCAUCAAGAGUAGUCUGAAAGUGAACAACAGCCUAACCAACCUCGGCCUGCAAGGUGCACAUCUUUCCGACAAUGGUGCUAAGGUUAUGGCGGAGGUUAUCGAGUUCGGCGGCAACUCGACGCUGCAGCGAAUCGACAUGCGGAACAACAACAUCUUGGCCACCGGGCUGGACCACCUGAACGAGGCUCUCAAGUCUAACAAGACGGUAACGCGAAUCGACCUUGACGACGUGCCGCGCCGUGUGGUUGACAACUCGAUCGAUGUCGGCCCCGAGUACAACCGGUUGCUAAACAACAUUCGAGCACAGUGCGAGCGGAACAAAAAUCCGCCGGAACCAUCGGAGCCAAUCAGCACAUCGAUCAAGCGUGUCCGCGCUAGCCAACUGAACUCGAGGAAGAUUUCCCUCACCUGCACUUCGAUCCGUGCCGCUCCGACUGGUGCGACUGCUGGCGAGAAGCACCACCAUCAUCUGCUGGACCCCAGCAAAAAACCGGGUGGGCGUUUACGUUCUCCACUGCCUAGUCCAAUCCCAUCGCCCAUCGCUUCGCCGGUGCCGAGUCCCUCGCGCAAUCGCUUCCAAGUGACACGUGUCGGCGAGUCUUCCGGAGGGGGUGGAGGCGGCAGUACCAGCAGUCUCACUAGCCUGAGCAACAAUAAAUCUACCUCACCGUCCCCCUCGUCCACGGGAAGUUCGCCCACACUCUUUUUCGCGGCCAAUUCACGAUUCCGCGUCGUCACCGUCGAGGAACCGGCCAAGGCAAAGUCAUCCCCCGUGUCCUCAGUGUCCACUAACCAACGGAUGUCGUCAUCUUCAUCCAUAUCGCCCUCGCCGUUGGCCGCCACAGUCUGUAGCAGCUCUGCACCUGCGUUGUCCUCAUUCGAUAGCUCACUCAAGUCGUCGUCAUCGCCAAUCUCGCAGCACUUCCAAACGGUCGCCACAAACACACCUUCGCCACCGGUGCUAGUACAACAACAACAACAACAGCUUACACAAUCGCACUUCCCACCGUCCUUAUCGCCGAUUGUCGCACCAACAGUAACAACAACCGUAGCAGCAACAGCAGCUGUGACAACAACUCCAACACCAGUCACCCCUCUCACCCCAUCGACACCAAAGCCACCUACGAAACACACACGGUUACCGUCGACCAGCAGCUGCACGCUGCACGAUUCGGUCAUUUCGUCCACCUCGAUCGAAAGUCCCGACCUGGAGGUGAAGCGGUUCAUGGCCAGUGGGAGCGGAGGUGUCGCGCCAGGAUCUGCCCGGGCACACUCCUCCACCACCAUGGACGAUAGCUGCUGUUCGUCGAUCAGUAGCAGCAUCGACUCGAUCGAUCGAGUGCUUCAGUUCAACAACAACACCUCGAUCAGCUCAACGGACGAAAGCUUCGACCUGAUUGUGAGUUCGCCCUCGUCUUCGUCGCUGUCGGUCGGUUCGGUCAGCACGGCCCCGUUGGCCAAAACGGACAGCACACUGGUGCCGCGACAGCAGCCGACGAUCAUCGAACCGAGCAAUAACUUGCUGCUGCAACCGGCUAGUCCGCUCAAGGGGAAGAACGCCAGCCUGUCGAGUCUGGACAUGAGUACGAGCUCGCAGGAGUCGCUGUACGAUGUGCACGACUUGUCGUCGUCGGUGUCCGUGUCGUCGGGUGGGUCCUCGUCACUGGCGGUGGCGGCAGCUGGGACAGCGGCGACGACGGGCACCAAAACGGCGGCAGCCGGGAACUCGAACGAAAGUACGCUCACAUCCGUGCAGGGGCUGGAGAAGGACGUCAAUCAAAAGCAAGCAGCAACAUCGAGCAAGCAAGCACCAGCGGAAAAGCCACCUCGCGUCCGUAAAACCUCCUGGAUUGCUUCCAUCGGAGGAGGGAGUCAUCCAAGGGUUGCGGACAGCGGCGGUGCCUUGACGAUCGCGCCCGCAACCACCGGCAACACGUACUCUCCCGCCGUCGAAAAGUUGCUCGCUAUCUUCAACCCAACCAACCUUUUUUCCUCCAACAAAUCUAGUCCACCGAGUUCCGAGUGUGGCACGGUGCCCGCGCACUCUGCCGGCGGGACGCUGGGAUCUGCGACGACGACGACAACGGGUAAGGAAAACAGUACUCCGGCGGCGGCACCGCAUCCACCGGUUCGAAAGGAGAGUCCCAUGGGAGGGUUGUUCCGGUGGACGACAAAGUCGUCGUCGGCAGCCAAGGACGAGGAGAAGGUGUUGAAGGUUAACAUUUCACCGGAGAACACAAUCACGCCGCAGAUGCCGCAGAUUCAGGGUCACCUGCAGCAGCAUUCGCCUCAGUCGAUGGUGGCGGCGGCGGCGACCGCGACGACGUACAAUGUAGACAAUAUUCCUAGUCAGUUGAAGGCGGAAAUCAAAGAAAACAUCUCUCCGGAAAACACAAUCACCAACAGCAAGCUGCUGCUGAAUCCGUCGUCAUCGCCAACGUCAACGGUGCAACCGGCGGUCGCCAUUGGGGUGUUGCCAGCUGCUACGGCUGCCGCCGCGCCUGUUGCCCCGGUACAUCCGAAGGUCAUCUUCCGGCUGGGUGACGAUUACGACGAGUCCGAGGACGACAUCGACACGCUCACGAGCAAAUACGGCGGCGGCGGAGGUAAGCCUACACUGCUGGGCACCAACAUCGGAACCACGACCACGGAGGGGUCAUCGCCAGUGCCGCAGUCGGCGGCGGCCGUCCUCAUGCACACUAGUCAUCUCGGUCAGCUGGCGCGGGAUUCGCUCACCACCAUGUUCAAAAACCCCUCGCUCGCCUCCCAGGACUCGAUCCGGUCGAUGGACUCUCUCACGGAAAUGGCCGCGGCCGAACAGCAGCUGCAGCAACAGCUACAGCCAAAACCGGCAGCGACGGAGGACACACAAGCUCAGUAGCGACCUGGGUCGACGACGGAACGGCGAAUCGGCGGUGUCGAAUGGUUGAUCUAGACGCGCGUGAGUCUCUCUCUCGAGAGGUCGCUAGAAAUCGCUGCGUGUUGCGCGGAAUCCGCGUUCGUUCCUGGCACAUGUUUCGGGAGGGUCGUGUUGAGUAGUCAUCUGUCUCUCUCUAUCUCUAUCUCUCGUACUCAGCUCAGUGGUUAGUUUGGGAAAAGCCCCUUUAUUCAUUUCCCUCUUGCCGGUUGGGGAUCCACCGCGCGAGGGGUGUGUAAUUGAUGUGCCUUCUUUGGAGAAAAGAACGAAGUAAUACUUUUUAGUGUGUGUCGCAUGUUUUUGUGUGCGUGUGCGUGCGGGCCUUUGUGUGUGUGUAAGUUCGCAGAUGUGUAGGAAUAGAGCGUUUAUUAAGAUUAGUCAAUUUUUACUCAGCACGUGGUAAUACAAUUUCUAAACCAGAAGAGGCUAACAGUGAGAAGAUAAAAACAAAACAAAUUGUGAGAAAAAAAAAGACGCUAGAAACGAGUAAAAGCUGUCGCCGGAUAAAAAGGUGAAACUUGGUAAAGGAAAAACGCUAUAGUAUUACGUAGAUCGAAGGGAGAGUUGUAUUAUUUACAGAAGAAAAGUGAUGCACUUGUCAAAUGCAUCAAAUCACUUACUCAAAGUCUUUAAAUAUAUAUUUUAAAUUUUGUGCAAAUUUUUUGAACGUAUUCCCUUCUGAAAAUAUUUCGAAAUAUAAUUCGAAAUUCAUGUUUAAGGUAAUUGAUUGAUUACACAGCAAAAGCAGUUUAUCACCCUGAUUAUUGAUCGAUUUUAAUAUUUGGAUCGGCGAUCUAAAUAAGAGAUCGAUGUUCAACACACUUUUUUUUACCGAGGUCAGUGGUUGAAAAAUUGAUAAAGUUUAAAUCGAUUAUCCAUCAACAAAAUGAAAAUAAUCAACGUUUAACCGAAAAUCGGUUGUAAGAUCAUCAAUAACGAACUUAACUACCGAAUCAGUUUUCAGUUUAUCGAUUCUUCAAUUGUUCAAAUUUAAGUUGCUCUAAAACUACAAAUAAUAUUGAAACUCUUAAAAAAAAGAAAUGAUUUAAAAACUAAUAAUAAAUUUAUUUUUAAUUGCUGAGUAUUUGAAUUUAAAAUAAAAACACUUACAUUUUUUAACGGAACUCGGUAGGUGAAAAAUCAGUAAAGUUUAAAUCGGUCAACCAUCUGUCAGAAUCAACAAAAUUAUACCGAAUCUCGUUUGUACGAUGAACAUAAUGAACUUCAUUACCGAAUUUCGGUAUGUUUUUACCGAAUUCGGAUAUUUUUGGUUUACCGAAUUGUUCAGCAGUUGAAAAUUCGGCAAACUUUACCUCAUUCAGUAAAAAAAAUGUAAGUGUGUAUAGAAUAAUAUUGAUAUGUAUAUUAAUAAUAUUAUUAUCAUUUUAUUUUUGGUAUCUUUUAAAAUCCGGAUUUCUUCAAAAAUUAACUUUUUAAAUAAUGAAAAAAAAAAACCUUUAAAAAAAAACAUCUUUUAAAACAUAUUAAACAAAUUAGACAAUUUUCCACAACAUCAUGAAUCAGGUAUAAAACAAAAAAGGAAAAAUUUGCUCUAAAAUGACAAGCUUUCAAACAUUGAUAAAUCGUCGUUUGGGAGCUCUUAUAACAAGUCUACUUUAAAAAUAUAGCACACACGCGAUGAAAUAUUGAAAAUAACAAAAUUCUAAGCGGGCGCAUCUCAAAAUGGUAACCGAUUGGAACAAAUCUGAGUCCGGAUUGUGUUAUUCAAAAUAGCCACGGAAAUUCGCUGUGCGGUUUCCACCACAAUUCGCGCAAUUGUGACGAGAAAUUGAGUGGUUUUAUUCAUUCAUUCAAUUAAAUCUUAAAUGUUAUGUUUUACAUUAGAUUUGAUUGAAUUCUAGAACAGGACUAGUACAUUUAGUUUUUCCUAAACAAACCAUUUCUAUAAGGAGUGUUUUUCCAAAUCCUGAAUUUCUUUGAGUAAAAAGUACACAAAAAGAGCCAAACAAAAUGCACUCUUUCUUCGAUUUAUGUCUUGUGAAACGGCGUACGAGAACAACAACAAAAACUAGUGAAUUUAACAAACAAAACGAUGCCAUCAAACAAACACAAGCAGCAGAACUGAGGAGCAGGUACUUGGAGAAGGUGAAAAAAAGACAAACAAAAAGUGAGUGAAACCAGAAGAAGCAGCGCGAGAAUAAAGUGCAGAGAACAAAUUUUUGAUCUAAUCGUAGAUUGUAGUAAUGGCGAAAUGGAACCGCAAAAGGGAAGAGAGCAAACAACAAAGUAUUAAAUUGCAAACAAAAAUAAACUGAAGAAACAAAACAUAAAUCGAGAGAUACGAUCGAGGUGUAGGCGUAACGUGUAACCCGUAACACUUAAUCAAUGCCAUUGUGAUAUUAGUUUUUAAUCAACACGAUUAUUGUAGUGCGAGAAUGUGAGAAAGAAAAUGUGAUUCGGAAAGAGUUCUGAUGGUUAUGGGGUAAAAGAAUGGGGGAAAUUGCAGCACGUGCACCACGAAGCGACAGCUUUUACUUGCUUUAGGUGGAAUAACUGAAUGAACGAGACUUGGCAGGUUUGCGCGAGAGAAUGGUACGAUAAUAUCUUACACAUAUUUUUGGAAUACCUUUUGUAUUCGAGGUUUGAUUAUUGGAGUACUGCGUGAACGGGUUCGUUUGGGUUUGAUCAGGGCAAGAUGAAGAAGUAGAUUUUUUUUUAGAGGGGAGUGGAAGUAAAUUACAAGCUUAUCACACACGCGGCAUUUGGAAUCGAUGCAUUUGCCUUGCUCAAACUUUGACGCCGUUGUCUACUGUAUUGGUUCGCAUAAUCAUCAUCUGUAUCCUAGUACAAGACGCUUUUAUUCAUUGAACACUAAUAAAACUCAUCGAUUGAAAAACACACACUCGGAACAUGUGCAUGGAAGGAAAGGACGUGGAAAAGCGUUUGAAAAAUAUUCAACAAAACUGAAGAGCAAAGGAAAAAUAAGCAGCAUUUUCUAGCGACAACGAUGAUUCACUUGCGGUGUGCUCUGUUGACGGAAACGAGAACCUAGCUAUGUUUAAACAUUACUACAACGGAAAAGAAAAAAGAUUUGGCAACCAGACACGAAAAUUUACGAGAAAGGAAAAGUAUAACUCAUACACCCCAAACACACAGACACAUGAACCCAAUCUACUUGAUGUGGUUUUAUUUCAUUUCUGAAACACACAAAUUUUGGUUAUCGAUUAAUUCACCAACCAAGGUGACUCUUUGACGCAUCAACAUAAGACAACGCAUAGAAGAAAAACACAUUGAAAACGGGAAAAAUGACGGUUACUUCAAACAUUUUUUAGUUUUGCGACGAGCCGCAGUUUGAAGCGAUGGUGCCACGCGAACUUUGAGAAACGAUAGCGACAUCCAUUUCCUAUCGUUAUCGUCUUUGAUUCACGAUGGUUCAAUCGGCGACAACUUGAACUAACUCUUUUCAAUUCCGUUGUGUCAUAUCUAAGCACAGACAAACAUUCGUGAAUCGGUUAGGAAAAAAAAUCAGUCAGAAAUUUAACGGUCAGUUUAAAUGUUUGGAAACUCACCACGGUAAUAUUGAAGUCACCACAGCUAAUUUACCCACGAUUGACAGUUGCUAGAAACUGUACUUUUCUAGCAAAACAUUGUGAAUAUCAACUGACGUGGGCAGGAUGGACUCUUUGUUUACACUUCGGCUUCGGCCCUUUUAUAUUGUUUUGCUUGUUUUCAUGUACUUCUGAGGCAAUGACUCUCCGGUUGUCAAUAUUGAUGGGACCAUCGAAGGACAGAAUUAUCAAGAGAACGAUGCAAAAUGAAGACUCGAUUGGAAAUAUUUAUAUUUUUUAUUAUGUAAAUACCGUGCUAUGAAAUAGAAUCGUGGCAACGUCCU
This is a messenger RNA of Culex pipiens pallens (northern house mosquito), 12086 nucleotides long. Its product is annotated as serine-rich adhesin for platelets. Bases 1649 to 8197 code for a protein of 2182 amino acids. Gene Ontology annotation, molecular function: protein binding. The transcript is spliced from 6 exons. Lineage: Eukaryota; Metazoa; Arthropoda; Insecta; Diptera; Culicidae. The record is from RefSeq and is a predicted model, not a curated record.